ACAUUUAUCCAUCCGAUUGUUAAAUGUUUAUUAGGUCCUCCAAAUGUUUGCAGGACGUCGCUUCUACAUCAAGGUAUAGGAAUGGCAGAAUUGACAUAAUUAAACUUGGUGUUUAGUCAUUUUUCUAUGUUUGUUAUUAUCAGGUGAUCAGUUUAUUUGAGCGGUGUGGGAUCCAACAAGACACUCAUAAGGUGCUGCUUGAGUAUUUACAUGACAUUGGCGAAAUCCUUUACUUUCCUGAAGACGAAGCCUUAAAGGAUAUUAUUGUUUUAGAUUUAAUGCGAAUAGUAGAUAUGUUUAAAACAAUAAUCACUGUUAAAGACCCUAAUCUUCAGGAAUAUGCAUUGAGAGAUGCCUGGAGGAGAUUGAACUCAGGAGUACUAGAGGAGCAUCUGUUGAGACAUCUCUGGAAGCAGUUUAAUUUUUCAUCUAAGACAUUUGACUUCUUCAUAUAUCUCAUGCAGAAGUUUGGACUGGUGUGUGAGAAAAAAACUCAAAUGGGUGAUGAGCGUGUUUUCUACGUUCUUUCACGUUUGAAGCCUGAACGUGUGCUUUCACCACCCACAGAAAAUCGAAAUUGUGCAGUUUCUAUCUUUCAUGACUUCAGCGGCUAUUUACCUGACGAUCUUUUCCAGCGUGGAGUAACUAAGUUCAUCGAGAAAUUCCAAGUAGAAGAUAAUGAACCUAAACUCUCUUAUGAGCAUGUGGAGUUGUAUAUCGGUAAACUUCACCAUGUGGUUCUGAAUGUAGCCACCAUCAAGAAUCGGCGUAUGUUUCAGACAACAAUCAUUAGAUUAAAUAUUUCCAAUGCCGAUCAGCUCAGCAGAGAAGAUGAGCCCUCACCGACAGUUUGUAAGAAGGUACUGGACUUCCUCAAAACAGGAUUAAAGAAUUUUUCGCAAAAAGGUGCACGAGGAGUUGGAUUAACAAUGUACAUCCCUUGUGUAUGUUGCCCAAAUGGAGAUGCUCAUAUGCAUAUUGUGCGCACAUUCGAUAAGAAUGUGCUGCCAUGUGGAAGCCGUGGUAUGGAAAUGACGCGCUACAAUCGAUUAUUUGGAGACAGCAUGCCAAUGCAAGCUGUUCCACCUUCCCACGUCGCAGUAAAUAAACCUGAAGCACCUGAAGAUUAUGUGGAUGAUGUUACUAUUGAGACAGUCUCUGAGAAAAUAGGGCUAAGAAGAAAAAAGUUUGGUGUCCGUCUGGGACUUAGUUGGUCUGAAGUAAACAAGUUUAAUACUCACAAAGGAGAGGAGGCUGUCAAAAAUAUGAUGUGGUAUUGGAGGAGCAAAAUGCAAAGUAGAAUGCAACAUCAGCUUAAAUCGUUGUGUGUUGCUCUGGGACAUUAUGGGUUUAAGACAUUUGCCGACUCAUUGUUUAAGGGUGAUACAGAAAGUAUUGUUAUCGAAGAACAAGCAGAACAAGAUUGCUUUAGUGAUCAAGACCUGCUGUUCAUCUGUGACAAUUUGCCAAUCGGAUGGAGAAAACUUGCAAGGCAACUAGGAUUUGAACAGGCAGUAAUUGAUGACAUUAUUACAUACAACCACCAAUGGGAGAGCGACAGCAACAUGCACAUGUUGGCUAUAUGGAAAAUGGGUCACUCAGAAAAGCAAAUGCCAAUCAUGAUCAAAGCUUUAAAAAAGACAGGAUUUGAUCAAGUUGCAGAACGUGUGUGUGAAAGGCAUGACUACAAUGACAAGGCUGUAUAUCAAAAUAAUUGUAGACCUCAAGUUUGGGUAGAUGACCUUAUUGAAACAUCUUACAUGAGUUUAAGGACUGUAUAA
This is a messenger RNA of Anneissia japonica, 1781 nucleotides long. RefSeq lists its product as uncharacterized. Gene Ontology annotation, molecular function: protein binding. Gene Ontology annotation, biological process: signal transduction. The coding region runs from base 279 to 1781 and encodes 500 amino acids. The transcript is spliced from 9 exons. The record is from RefSeq and is a predicted model, not a curated record. Lineage: Eukaryota; Metazoa; Echinodermata; Crinoidea; Comatulida; Comatulidae.